Molecule: messenger RNA, 1110 nt
Organism: Penicillium expansum
Lineage: Eukaryota; Fungi; Ascomycota; Eurotiomycetes; Eurotiales; Aspergillaceae
Product: Zinc finger, C2H2
Exons: 5
Coding region: 1-1110 (369 amino acids)
Biological process (GO): regulation of transcription by RNA polymerase II
Cellular component (GO): chromatin
Molecular function (GO): RNA polymerase II cis-regulatory region sequence-specific DNA binding; DNA-binding transcription factor activity, RNA polymerase II-specific
Source: RefSeq, a predicted model, not a curated record
AUGACCCGGGGAUCCACAGGGCGCAUCAGUCCAAACCACAUCGUCUCUGUCUUGAACUCGCCCUCCAUUUCCUCCUCCUCCUCCUCCGUCUCCUCCUCCUCUUCGCCAGAACCUCAAAGACUUGCCCCCAAAUCCAAGAUGGCGAGCCGGAAGAACAACUCUCGUACAAACUCUCCGGCAGAUGCAACUAUGCCCGUCACCUAUACACCAACCACCCAUCGCAUCAGCAAGGCUAAGAAGGGAAAGCGCGUACAUGCCUGUGAAUACCCAACAUGUGGAAAGGUCUUCACCAGAGCUGAGCACCGAAGACGUCAUGAGUUGAACCACAACCCCGAGGCAUCAUACCGCUGCGCAACACAAGGAUGCAAGAAAGCAUUUCACCGUGCUGAUCUCCUUGCGCGCCAUAUGGAGAGACACGAACUCGAAUCGCAAUCAGAGCAGUCCUUAUGGGAAUCCAACACCCAAAAGCCCAUCGUACCCGAGUCCGCUAUCCCGCGCUGUAUGUCAAUGGACUAUGGAAUUUCAUUGACCGCAACCUCCCAUUCACACUCCAUGUCCAUCGGUUCACUCGUGGCUCCUGGGAUUCAUCCGGAUCUGACCAACAACGACUGCUCAUUAAUGUGGAGCGGCGUCGACUUGCCCCUACUGCCCCGCCCGGGAUUCCAUAGCCAGCUCCCCAACUCCGUUGACGACAGCCCGUUCUACUCUUCCCCCGCAGAGACCUGCCCCUCACCUCUGUCGGAUGCAACUUUCUCUCUUCCCCCCCACUCUAGCUCCUCCAUCUCUUCUGCAUCUGUGUCUAUCAUCGACCAGUACCCGAAGAAUAUUCUAAAGGGCGAGGUCACUUCGUCCCCGCUUCAGAUGCACACUCCCCUCCGCUGGGAUACUGAUGCUGGCAUGCCUCCGUCGCAUCUAGUUCCCAUGUCCAUGGGGGAGAAUAUGAUCCAGCCACCCGUUCAGUGCCACUACCCUUCUCCUCCAUGGCCCAGCGCAGACUGCCUUCCCUACGAGGACCAGGUCCAUUCCAUGCACCAGUUCCAGCCUACGGCCGAACAUUAUGACUACACGACCACCCGGGCAUUCGCCUCCAUACAAAAUCAGCGCGGAUGA